AUGAAUCCUCUUAUUUUCACAUGUUCAAAGGCAUUAGAAUAUCCCCAGGAGUUUUUGGACGAGGUACAUAAGAUUUUGGUGGUUGUGGGGGCCACAAAUAUAGUGAAAGUUGAGUUGUCUUCCUAUCAGCUUAAGGCAGUUGCACAGACUAGGUGCAAGAUGUGGCAGGAUAGCCAAGUGUUGGGCGGAGUACUGGUCCUAGUAAAGGAGGCAACAGAAACAAUUUUGGCAUCCAUGAGCAUCCCAAAUUCAAAAAGGGGCAGCAGAGUUCAUGGAACUCUAACUUUAAGAGGAGUACAGAACCUAGAAGAAGGCAGACGCGAGCCCAAGAAGGGCAAUGAAGGUGAUAUGCAGCGUCCCAGAAAGAAGUGUGCUAAGUGUGGCUGUGCUGACAGUGGAGAGUGUAGACAGGGAACUAAUGCUUGUUCUAGUUGUGGUAAGAGAGUGCACAUGGUUAAGGACUGCCCACUUAACAGGGGUCAGGCUGGAGGGUAUACGCUUUCCUUUGUAACUCCUUUACUUGCCCUCACUUUUGAGAUGUUGCCUUAA
Molecule: messenger RNA, 549 nt
Organism: Solanum lycopersicum (tomato)
Lineage: Eukaryota; Viridiplantae; Streptophyta; Magnoliopsida; Solanales; Solanaceae
Molecular function (GO): zinc ion binding; nucleic acid binding
Source: RefSeq, a predicted model, not a curated record